Molecule: messenger RNA, 375 nt
Organism: Penicillium concentricum
Lineage: Eukaryota; Fungi; Ascomycota; Eurotiomycetes; Eurotiales; Aspergillaceae
Exons: 1
Coding region: 1-375 (124 amino acids)
Source: RefSeq, a predicted model, not a curated record
AUGGGUAGCACGAGGAGGGACACGUCUCAGCUCCACAACGAUACCCAUCCGCUCGACCGAUAUCACUGUCCCUCUCGACUCAACAUCGGCAUCCAGUCCCAGUCUCAGCUAUGUCUCACCCGAACACGACAUUCCAAUCACAACCAUGGAAGUUACCGUGCUGCAACCCUUCGAAUCUCUGCCUACCUUCUACACAACCCCAGCCCUGUCGUUUAUUACCCCGACCAACCCGGCCAAUUCACUGUUCGCCCCCACAAUCAUCCUUCACUUCACCAAGCCAAACUCCACUGUGUACCGUUCCAGCCCCACGACCCCGUCUCUCCCGGGAUUCCCCAUGCACAACAUAUUCCAGACACGAUCGAGACCCACGUUUAA